AGAAGAAUUUCGACUUCCCUGGAUUGAAAGUAUCGGGGCGUUGGGGGCAGCAUUUCUGAAUCUCAAGGCCUCUACUAUUACGCGAUGAUACCAACAGCCAGAUACGAUUCAGCGAAGGCUACGCGCAUAAAGGCGUGCCGCUCUCCUGAUUGUCGGUGAGACCUAUCAAUCAUUCAUACAUUUCAAUCAUCAUCUCUCUCUCGCGCGCGAUGAAUACAGCUUGGAGAAUAUUGUUGAAAGCUGCAUGUCCACUACUCCUCUUCGUGUUCCUGGCCACGAUUCUUAUUACUAUAGCUGAAGCAGAUUUGUCAGCCACUCAAACAUUACAAAGGGACCUGAAAGUACAUUGGCCAAUGUUUGAAUGUCCUCAAUGUCUUGGUAGAGAGGAACAAGAUCAAUUGAAAUCUACUUCAGAUGGGAAGCCUCCAGAUGAAAAUGAUAUUGACAUUAUUGUGACUUAUAGUGACACUGUUGGUUCUGUUCGAAUUAGAGCUGUGAAGUCUAGUGACCUAUCACCUUCCUGGAUCUGGACAAACCCCACUGAUGAAAAAUUUGACCAUGCAAAAAAUUUGCAGACAGCAGAAGAGUCAUAUCAAGCUGAAACAAGAUUUGAAGAUGAGCAAGAACACCGUACUACUUCUGAGCAUCACUCUGGAGGUGAAAUGCCGAUGCGACAAGCAUUUACCACAAACCCAGUGAAGCUCAAGCGCCAGAUGUUACGGAAGCAGAGGAAAGAUCUCCGAACUGCAGAGCUAAUUCAACAAGACAAAGAGAUUGAUGACCAGAUACAAGCAGCUGCUAUAAAAAGAGCUAAAGAGCUUGACACCACUGUCAAGGGAAAAUACAGUAUAUGGAGAAAAGAAUAUGAAAGCCCAAACUCUGAUUCAACUGUCAAGCUUAUGCGUGAUCAAAUCAUAAUGGCAAAGGCUUAUGCAAGCAUUGCAAAAGCUAAAAAUGAUACUGUUCUAUUUGAUUCCCUUAUGAAACAUUGCAGAGAAAAUAGGCAUGCCAUUGAAGAAGCCAGUUCUGAUGCUGAGCUUAAGCCCAGUGCUCUUGAUCAUGCAAUAUCAAUGGGUCAUGUACUGUCUAUAGCCAAGGACCAAUUAUAUGACUGCCUCAUGGUAGCAAGGAAGCUAAGGGCAAUGCUUCAAUCUACAGAAGCAAAUGUAAACUUGCAGAGGAAAAAGAGUGCUUUCUUAAUUCAGCUUGCUGCAAAAAUAAUCCCUAAACCUUUACAUUGCCUUCCUCUACAGCUGACAACAGACUAUUACCUUCAGGGUUAUGAAAACAAGGGUUUUCCCAACAAAGACAAGUUUGAAGAUACUUAUCUCUACCAUUAUGCUAUUUUCUCUGAUAAUGUGCUGGCAGCAUCUGUUGUUGUCAAUUCCACAGUGCUACAUGCAAAGGAACCGGAAAAGCAUGUUUUCCAUAUAGUAACAGAUAAACUGAACUUCCCAGCUAUGAGAAUGUGGUUUCUCAUCAACCCUCCUACCGGUGCAGCAAUCCAAGUUGAGAAUGUUGAUGAUUUCACAUGGCUGAAUUCUUCUUAUUGCCCUGUACUUCGCCAACUUGAAUCUGCAAGAAUGAAAGAAUAUUAUUUUAAGGCGAAUCAAGCAUCUUCACUCUCUGCUGGCACUGACAAUUUGAAAUAUAGGAACCCAAAGUAUUUGUCCAUGUUGAAUCACCUCAGAUUUUACCUUCCUGAAGUUUACCCAAAGUUGGAUAAAAUUCUGUUUCUAGAUGAUGAUAUUGUAGUUCAAAAGGAUCUUACACCUCUUUGGUCUGUAAAUCUGCAUGGGAUGGUGAAUGGUGCUGUGGAGACCUGUAAGGAGAGCUUUCACCGAUUUGACAAGUAUCUGAACUUUUCCAAUCCAAUGAUCUCUGAGAAUUUUGAUCCAAAUGCUUGUGGUUGGGCAUUUGGCAUGAAUAUUUUUGAUCUGAAAGAAUGGAGGAAGCGAGACAUUACAGGAAUAUAUCAUCAUUGGCAAGACAUGAAUGAGGAUAGAACACUUUGGAAACUUGGCUCAUUGCCACCUGGGCUGAUAACAUUCUAUAAUUUGACUCAUCCACUGGACAGGAGCUGGCAUGUCUUGGGACUUGGCUAUGAUCCUGCACUUAAUCAAACAGAAAUAGAAAAUGCAGCUGUCAUACAUUACAAUGGGAACUAUAAGCCAUGGUUGGAUCUGGCCAUCUCCAAAUAUAAGUCAUAUUGGUCUAGAUAUGUAAUCUCCAAUAACACUUAUCUUCAAGUUUGCAAUGUUAACAAGUGAUGGUUAAAUGUUA
Messenger RNA from Diospyros lotus (date-plum), 2283 nucleotides. Its product is annotated as probable galacturonosyltransferase 3. The transcript is spliced from 9 exons. The record is from RefSeq and is a predicted model, not a curated record. Gene Ontology annotation, molecular function: polygalacturonate 4-alpha-galacturonosyltransferase activity. Bases 210 to 2270 code for a protein of 686 amino acids. NCBI's taxonomy places the organism in Eukaryota, Viridiplantae, Streptophyta, Magnoliopsida, Ericales, Ebenaceae.